This is a messenger RNA of Nicotiana attenuata, 1146 nucleotides long. RefSeq lists its product as uncharacterized. The transcript has 5 exons. The record is from RefSeq and is a predicted model, not a curated record. Lineage: Eukaryota; Viridiplantae; Streptophyta; Magnoliopsida; Solanales; Solanaceae. The coding region runs from base 1 to 1146 and encodes 381 amino acids.
AUGGAUGAAGAUUCUGGGCUAUGGGAUGUCAUAUGUGAAGGACCAUUUGUUCCUACCAAAAACCUUGGUGACCCACCAGUAGUCAUUCCCAAGACAAGGAAAGAAUUCAAUGAUGCAGAUAGAAAGGCCAUAGAGAAGAACUUUCGUGCUAAGAAAAUUCUGUCAGCCAAAGAAAUCUGGGAAGCCCUGCAGACAGCUCAUGAAGGAACAACACAAGUCAAGAAAUCCAUAAUCGACAUGCUCACAACUGAAUACGAGCUCUUAAAGAUGCAAGACAAUGAAUAUGUCCAAGAAAUGCGUACCCGGUUGACCUCCACCAUUAAUGAGCUUCACUCCCUUGGUGAAACUAUUCCAAGAAACAAGCUGGUCAGAAAGAUCCUAAACGUGCUACCCAGUUCUUGGGAAAGCAAAGUGAAUGCCAUUAUAGAGGCAAAGGACCUGCAGGAGCUAACUAUUGAUGAACUUGUUGGCAAUCUAAAGACAUAUGAGAUGAAAAAGAAGAAAGACAGCGAAAUAAGAGAGCCCAAGAAGGAGAAGAACCUGGUCCUCAAAACAGAAAACAACGAGUCAAGUGCCAAAAGGAACCUGGUUCCUAAUAGACGCUUCAAUAGAAAAAACGCCGCUGACAAUGUUGUGAAACAAGCUCUUGCUGCACGGGGAGAUUCAUCAAGCGAAUCUGGAGAAGAUGAUGAACCAGGUAAUAGCUUUAUGAUGGUAGUAGAAAGUGAAUCAACCGAGUAUGAUUCAAUUUUUGCUUUGAUGGCCCAAUCUGACGAUGAAGAUGACGAUGAUGAUGAUGAGAAACUCAUGUCUUUGGAAAAUGUGCUAAUCCAUGCUUAUCAUAGUCUUGUAAAUGACAGAGAUGUCUUAACAGUUGAACUAGGAGAAGCAGAACAGUCUAGAGAUGACCUAGUAAUAGUUGCAGUCGAUCUAAGAGAGUCAAUUGAGAACCUGAAGAAAGUAAGAAAUGUCUUAAAGAAAAGGAUUAAAAAUGUAGAACAAGAAGAUGACCUUCUUGUGGUAGUAAUGGACUUGAAGGAAACCAUUGGGAAACCUACAAUGAAAAGUAGGGAUGAAAGUUAUCAAAAAGGAAAGGAAGUUGCAAGGAACAAUGAAAGGAAGCAACCUACAACGGUACAUGGAUAG